AGCGGGUCAUGUGUUGUAGCUAGUCACAUGCUGGACCAGGAAAUACAAACCUGUUGUCGGCAGAAAUCGCUUUAGUCACUUUUGUUGCUCACAGUCUGUGAAGUUCACCUGUGAUCAGUCAUGCAAGUGACUCCGUGUCAGAUAUCGCUGUUUCUUUGUCUUCUAUCAUGCGCAGCAUCAUUCGGGACUCGAUACACGCCCGACUGGGCCAGUUUGGACUCCAGACCUCUUCCUGAAUGGUACGAUGAAGUGAAGUUCGGGAUCUUCGUUCACUGGGGGGUGUUUUCAGUGCCCGCGUUCGGAAGCGAGUGGUUCUGGUGGUACUGGAAGGCCUCACUAAAAUUUGAAUAUAUCCUGUUCAUGGUCAAAAACUACCCGAUCGGAUUCAGGUAUGCGGAUUUCGCUCCUGAUUUCCACGCGCGUUUUUUUGAUCCUGACGAGUGGGCUGAGAUCUUCGAGGCUUCGGGAGCAAAGUAUGUGGUCCUCACAUCAAAACACCACGAAGGUUUUACAAACUGGGGGUCCCCGACCUCUUGGAAUUGGAAUUCUGUUGAUAAUGGACCUCACAGGGAUCUUGUUGGAGAUUUGGGCGCUGCAAUAAGAAAGAGGUCUCUGCAUUAUGGACUCUACCACUCUCUGUAUGAAUGGUUCAAUCCCAUCUACCUGAGCGACAAGCGAUCUGGUUUCAAGACCCAGGACUUUGUUGAAAAAAAAGCCAUGCCAGAGCUCUACGAUCUGGUCAAAAGGUACGAGCCAGACUUGAUUUGGUCAGAUGGAGACUGGGAAGCACCUGACACUUACUGGAAUUCUACAGGAUUCCUAGCCUGGCUCUACAACGACAGUCCGGUCAAAGAUGUGGUGGUGACCAAUGACAGAUGGGGGGCGGGCUGUUAUUGUAAACAUGGAGGUUAUUAUAACUGUGCUGACAAGUUCACUCCUGGACACCUUCCCAACCACAAGUGGGAGAAAUGCCAGUCAGUGGACACGAUAUCAUGGGGGUAUCGCCGAAAUAUGAAGCUAAGUGAACUGAUGGAUCUACCAUCCAUUAUAAAGGACAUGGUCAAGGUCGUGGCAUUAGGGGGUAAUUACCUGUUAAAUAUAGGGCCUACAGCAGAUGGCAUUAUUGCACCAGUCUUCGAGGAACGUCUUCGAGGAAUCGGAGCCUGGCUGAAGGUCAAUGGUGAAGCCAUCUAUGGAACUAAGCCUUGGAGAGUCCAGGCUGAGAAUGCUACUGUUCCUGUCUGGUAUACGUCAAAAAGAAGCACUGUGUAUGUGAUCUUCACCUCCAAUCCCAUGCAGAACUCCUUUAAGCUUUUAACUCCUAAAACCUCUCACAACACAAUGGUGACUUUGUUGGGGAACCCUGAGCCUCUGAAAUGGGCUCCUCUGCAGACAUCAGGACUUAUUGUUCUGCUGCCAGAUCUGCCUUUAACACCCGCUGAAGCCUGGACCCUCCAGCUGGAUAAGGUGGCAUAAAGCCUUUAAAAACCCUUUUUUAGAUUUUAAUGAGAUUCUCAGGGCUGUGACCCCAAACCCCCACCCCACUUAUUUUCAUACUUGAAAAGUAUGACCCGUGUGAAUGGCCUUUAACAGUUACUAAACAAACUGUGAUACAUGUAUACAUGGAUUACUUACAACCUAUGUGUAGCAGUUGUGUGUGGAAAGCCCUUAGCAUCCCAGUCAAUCACCCAAUGAGAGUAACAAUCAGUGAUGGAGAGUACAGUAUAUGAAACUGUUGGUGUGACUCAUCAAAUCUCAAAGGCUUUGAUUUAAUUAUAUAUACUCUGAUGCACUAUGUUUUAGUUUACAAAGAAGUGGCUCAUUUCAAAGUAAAUACUGCUGUGCAUUUGAAAAGACUUCUCAUUUUUGUUGUUCGCUGAUGACAUGCCUGUAUUUUGUAAUGCAUUUGUUUUAAAAAUGUUUUCUAUAAAGUGUUUAUUGUAUAGAAUUUGAUUGCUGAAUAAAAAAUUACAAAUUGAAUGGCACCUAAAAAGCAAAUGUCAAUUUCA
Carassius gibelio (silver crucian carp) is the source of this 2009-nucleotide messenger RNA. RefSeq names its product tissue alpha-L-fucosidase-like. Gene Ontology annotation, molecular function: alpha-L-fucosidase activity. The record is from RefSeq and is a predicted model, not a curated record. Gene Ontology annotation, biological process: fucose metabolic process; glycoside catabolic process. The coding region runs from base 121 to 1476 and encodes 451 amino acids. The transcript has 8 exons. NCBI's taxonomy places the organism in Eukaryota, Metazoa, Chordata, Actinopteri, Cypriniformes, Cyprinidae. Gene Ontology annotation, cellular component: lysosome.